AUGAACGGCGUCGUCGGAGGCGGCGGGAUGGCCAUGCUUUCCGCUGAGGGCCGGAGCUGUUACCCGCUGCCCGGGCCGGGCUUCGCGGGGCUCAAGGGCUGCCCCUCCGCCCCCGGGCACCACCCCCAGCCCCCCUGGGACGCCGCCGCCGCCGCCAAGGGAUGCCCGGACCCGGCCAGGGCUUCGGCUGCUGCUGGGGCCGCUGCUCCGUCGGGGCGCUGCAAAGGCUCCUCCAAGCGCCGCCGCCGCCGCUCCAGCUCCCCGGAGCUGCUCCGUUGCAAGCGGCGCCUGGCCUUCCCGGCGGGGCUGGCGGCGGCACAAGGAGGAGGAGGAGGAGGAGGAGGCCCGGGCUCUGCGGCGGUGGCGCGCCGGAACGAGCGGGAGCGGAACCGGGUGAAGCUGGUCAACCUGGGCUUCCAGACCCUGCGGCAGCACGUGCCCAACGGGGCCGCCGCCAAGAAGAUGAGCAAAGUGGAGACCCUCCGCUCGGCCGUCGAGUACAUCCGCGCCCUCCAGCAGCUCCUCCGCGAGCACGACGGCGCCCGGCCCUUCCUGCCCGCCCCGGGCCCCGAGGCCAGCGCCGGCUCCCUCUCCUCCUCGGCCUCCGUGCCCGCCUCGCCCCGCUCCGCCUACUCCUCCGACGAGAGCGGCUACGAGGGCGCCCUCAGCCCCGAGGAACAGGAGCUCCUCGACUUCACCUCCUGGUUCGGCAGCUACUGAGC
Molecule: messenger RNA, 722 nt
Organism: Sceloporus undulatus (fence lizard)
Lineage: Eukaryota; Metazoa; Chordata; Lepidosauria; Squamata; Phrynosomatidae
Product: achaete-scute homolog 2-like
Exons: 1
Coding region: 1-720 (239 amino acids)
Biological process (GO): regulation of transcription by RNA polymerase II; developmental process
Molecular function (GO): DNA-binding transcription factor activity, RNA polymerase II-specific; protein dimerization activity; RNA polymerase II transcription regulatory region sequence-specific DNA binding
Source: RefSeq, a predicted model, not a curated record